AUGAAUCUUUACCGCUUACUUGGGUUUGGUUCCAGUGGUAUCAAUCUUACUUAUCCUGAAGCACUUGGAUGGAGGGCACUACCGUAUGAUAACCCAAGUAAUUCAACCGACAACUUAGUAUUCGGCCUAGUACCUUGCGAGGGGCAAGUGGAUGAUGAACAUAGAGUGCGGACUUACAAAUGGGGGUUUUGUCAAGCCAAUAUUCAGGUUGACCAGGUUUCGCAAUACUCUGACCAUGAUGGCCGCAUCACCCACUCGGCUACUUUGCUGCAUGAACGGGUGGGUACUUUGGAGCUUGAUGCAGUCGCUCUUCCUUUAAACCAAGAUAACAUAUUUCAACAUCUUUGUUACGCGCAAAUGUUUGUCUAUGCCGACAUCCUCCUGGAGAUAUUCAAGUCCAUCGUUCGAGAACAUUGCGACUUAACCACUGCUGAGAAGAGGAAUCUGGUUAUGCGUGAGGGCCUGGCUACCCCUGUUCACUGGUUCAAUUUGCAAGAAGGAACUGCAGAGGUCCCAAAAUAUAUCACCUCAGAAGAUGGUUUUGAACCUGAUUCUUACACCCCAGAUUUCCUCGGCCGUCUCCUGGCCUGCUUUACACACUGGACAUACAACUAUCAUGGACGCAAAGCACUGAUAUGUGGGUUCCGUGGAUGUGAGGGUGUGAUCACCGAUCUAAUCAUAAUGGAUGAUCAGUAA
Messenger RNA from Melampsora larici-populina 98AG31, 696 nucleotides. RefSeq lists its product as uncharacterized. The transcript is spliced from 3 exons. Lineage: Eukaryota; Fungi; Basidiomycota; Pucciniomycetes; Pucciniales; Melampsoraceae. Gene Ontology annotation, molecular function: ATP binding; protein serine/threonine kinase activity. The record is from RefSeq and is a predicted model, not a curated record. The coding region runs from base 1 to 696 and encodes 231 amino acids. Gene Ontology annotation, biological process: protein phosphorylation.